Messenger RNA from Microthlaspi erraticum, 741 nucleotides. The record is from the annotation of a GenBank genome assembly. Lineage: Eukaryota; Viridiplantae; Streptophyta; Magnoliopsida; Brassicales; Brassicaceae.
AUGGCAAAGGCAGCUCUUGUCCCGUCGCUUUUCCCAUCGCCGAGACACAGACCGAGACAAAGAGACGCGACCACGCCGUUUCCACAUGUUGAGUUGCCGGCGGCCUGGCGAGUGAGGAAGAGGAAAGCAGAGGAUGUAGCUGUCUCUGUCGCCUUCAAUCCUUCCGGCAAUUUCGAUAUCUCUGCCUUUGGCUCUGAGGACGAUUCAGACAAAGUGGAACCUCCGAUGCCUCCGACGAGCGGUAGGUACGAGGUAGUGAUCGACAACGACUCUAUUGGGCGGCUUGACUUAUCUCCCUUUCAGACAGCCACCGGCAUAACCUCACCGUCCUCAGAAGGUGAAGCAAGGAGGUACCUGGAACGAAGCAUAGGAUUCACGAUCAAUUACCAGAGAGAGGACCCAAGGGAUCCGCGGGAGCUGUCGGAGUAUCCGGAGAUAAGGCUGUGGUUCGUGAGGCUGGACGCAGAGUACCCAUGGCUUCCGGUGGUGCUGGACUGGAGAGCCGGAGAGCUCGCUCGCUAUGCGGCCAUGUUGGUGCCUCACCAGAUGAGCCUGAGGAUGGGUGUGGUUUUCAACCCCGAGGCGUUAGAGCUGUUCGUCAUGACCAAAGUGUUUGUGGUUUAUCCGUGGCUCAAACGACACGGUGUCCCUAGGCCCAGGCUGAAGACGACCGACAUGGCCAGGAUGCUCGGCUUCGGUAUCGGCGACCAACUCUUUGACCUCAUCGAUCAACAACAAUGA